GAAAUAUUUAGGUGAUGGAGGUAGCGCUUAAAAUGGCGAUGGAGGGCAUUUGACACAAGUUCCAGAGAGAAUGAGGACACGCCGUCGUAACUACACGACAGCAACUGAGCCGUCGUCCUCGUUACCGGAAGCCCUCACAGUGAAGCCCAUAGUUCCAAAGUCGGGCACAAAAAGAAUCCAAUCAUGCAAUGCAAAAGGGAAAGGAACAAAGUCAAAGAAGAAGAAGAAGUGUAUAACAACAGGACUGUGGGAUCGACUUAUCCCCAAAGAUAUCCUGGAGGAGAUACUGUCCCGCCUCGGAUUAAAAGACAACAUACAAGCUUCCGCUGUCUGCAAGACAUGGUGUGAAUCAGCUGUUUCUGUCCGUAAGGUCCCGUGUCGCCCAUGGCUUCUUCAUCCAAUAGAUGACUGGAAACUUACUGGCAAUCCUUACCUCCUUGAUCCACUAAACCCUCAUCAUCCGUCUCAAAAAUAUAAGCUCAACUUCCCAUACAGGAGGUUUAAACCUGAUGGAAUGUCUUAUUCUAGGGAUGGUUGGGUGCUUGCGAAAUCAUCAACUCGCAUGUAUUCAUUACUUUUUAACCCCUUUACCAACAAGUUAAUCUGCUUACCCAAGGGGUCAGUCUAUCAUUUAAGGUCUCGCCUAGCUUUCUCAGCUGCUCCUACUUCCACUAGCUGUGUGGUAAUCUCCUAUGCUCGACUACCUACAACAGAAGAAUUUCUGAUCGAAACUUGGCAGCCUGGUGAAGACACAUGGACCACCCAUCGCUUUGAGAACUCUUUUCGUGGGUGGGACAAAUGUGUCUUCUCCAACGGUGUGUUCUACUUUCUCAGUACUUGUGGCUGCCUUGGUGUUUUUGACCCGUGUGAAGCAACGUGGAAUCUUCUUCCAGUGAAACCCUUUCUUUUCCCAGAGCCGGUCUUCAUCAUGGAGCAUGAAGGAGACAUCUUUGUUAUGUGUUCACGCCUCAACAGCAACAACCAUAUUGUGUUUAAACUAAACAUGAAACGAAAUGUAUGGGAAGAGAAGAGAGAUCUUGGAGGCUUGACAGUAUUUGCAAGUUCCACUGGCUCUUUUAUAAGAGCUUGUCUCUCCGCAGAGGAUAUGAACAGAAUAUAUCCUUCUCAUUUGAUUUAUGGCUCUUCUCGCCCUCCAAAAACCGAUUUAUCUAACCGGGUCGCUUGGGUAGAGCCACCUCAAAACUACAUGGAUUUGCUGUGACUUCUUUGUUUUUUUUUUGUAACUUUAUUUAUGUGUUUCCAAAGGGCUUAAUGUGAAUUAGUUUCAAGUCAGUGUUUUAACAUUGUAUCUCUGUGAACUGAACUACUUCCUAUUAAUCUGCAGUGUAAUGCCUAGUCUUUUCAGAAUUACACACAAGGGUUUC
Molecule: messenger RNA, 1385 nt
Organism: Eruca vesicaria subsp. sativa (arugula)
Lineage: Eukaryota; Viridiplantae; Streptophyta; Magnoliopsida; Brassicales; Brassicaceae
Source: the annotation of a GenBank genome assembly